UAGAAAAACACCGAAGAGUUAAGAACGCGAGCGGCGCUCCUUCGCAAUACAAGCGAGCAGGAAUAACAAAAAUAUUUACACACACUGAGAAUUUAGUGCAACUUUUCACACAUAGAGUACAAGAAGAAGACUAAAGUCAAAGUUUGAGGUGUAUGUCUGUCUUGGCCUGUACAUAAAAAAAAGCAACUCGUUUAAAAUUUCAAAUUAAAGUGCUUUCAGAAAAUUUCCAGCAAAGAAAGACCGUUAAUUGUGUACAAGUAAAAAAAGGACUAAAGUAAAAAAAGGCUUUCAAAGUGUUGUCGUUUUGCAAAAGUGAUUUUUGCCAAACGGGUUUUUCAACUGCUAUCUACUCCUCUGAAGUGUUUUGAGAAAAUCCCGUAAAAAUUGGAGGAAAUCCCAAUUACAGACAAACCUUACAAAAGGAAACCAUGUCAACGCUACCAUUUCUCCUUAGCGUAGCCGAUGAGCUGGACAACCUCAACUCACAAUCGUACAUGGACGAUUUUGGUUUGGGCUUCCAUCCGCAUCGCCAAUACUAUCGCACGCCAACCAUACAGCUAUCGCUGCCGGCAGGCACCGAAUGGAUGCAGCCCGAGGGAAGGCAUCAUUCGCGUUACAGAUCCACCUAUCGCUAUUAUGGUGAACCGCAAAAUAACCUUACCUCGCCGGCCGAGAAUGACGAGGAGGACAAUGAGGAGCCUUGUGAUAGCUCCACCAAAGGUAGCCGCUCCAGCGAGCAGACAAUGACAACAACAGCCACCACAUCCGCUGCCCAGAAAUAUGUAUCGGCCUUGAAUUCUAACCGGCCCGAAGACAGCGAUAGAAUGGACAAUUCGGUGAAGUUGUAUAAUUUGUCCAAGAAAUGUGGCAAGAAUUAUUAUCGCCAUCCGGAGCCUAGCACCUCGUCAGCAUCUUUGGGAACCCCACCACCACUUCCGCCACGUAGUUCCACCUCUGCGGCGACAGCAGCAGCGGCUGCGGCUGCUGCCAGUGCCCCCACCUCGACCAAGGAAAAACCCAGCAUGGGCUAUCGCCUGCAUAGCAAAUGCCUGGAGGGCAACAAUUCGUCAUCGGAGGAAAGUUUGCAGAAAGUCACCUCGUCCAUAGAGUUUCUGACGUGUUUCCUGCUCAAGAAAUCGCGUGUCAGCAGCAAAGCUUCAUCGGCUGGGCCAGCGGAGAAUAAAAAAUCUUAGGACAAUACACCGACGAAAACAACAACAAAUUUAGCGUCAAAACGACGCAGCCAUUGUUUUUAGUAAGCCACUAUAGCAAACACAAGAACAACAACAAUAGCAAAAGACAAAAAACAAAAAACAUUCACAAAAAAAGCAUUCACAAAAGUAGUGAACAACCAACAGCAACAGCAAAGAAAAAAAAUCUAAAAUUUAAGUGCAUCGCCAAACAGCAACAACCAAAGCAACAACAGCAACAAAUCUAGAAAAUAGGACACAAAAAGGAACCUAGAAUAACCCAUACACACACACACGCAACAACUUAGAGUA
Messenger RNA from Stomoxys calcitrans (stable fly), 1502 nucleotides. RefSeq lists its product as uncharacterized. Bases 429 to 1193 code for a protein of 254 amino acids. The transcript has a single exon. NCBI's taxonomy places the organism in Eukaryota, Metazoa, Arthropoda, Insecta, Diptera, Muscidae. The record is from RefSeq and is a predicted model, not a curated record.